Molecule: messenger RNA, 1815 nt
Organism: Echinostoma caproni
Lineage: Eukaryota; Metazoa; Platyhelminthes; Trematoda; Plagiorchiida; Echinostomatidae
Source: the annotation of a GenBank genome assembly
AUGAACCGGACAGCACAACUGAACCAAGCCAGCAUAAUUCAUUCCGGACGCUUAUUGGUCCGAUUCGACGGAUAUUCAUAUAGCUAUGAUCCAAUCAUUGAAACCAAUGGAGACCAGCCCCAUAGUUCAGGUGUCUAUGAACAGUUCAAGCCAUACAAUGCCAUAUUAAUGUCCGAUCGAACGUUAGAACUGGAAUCCUGUUCUGGGCACCGACUGAAACAGCCACUUCACAGUCUGUCUCAGACUGUCUCCGACGGCCUUCAAGGAGAUCGCAUAUCCGUAUUGUGUUAUGAAAUUCUACAUGCCCAAUUGAUGAAUUCGCACACAUUCGCUUUGGAUGUGAUCAGCUCGAACGACAUGGAUCAAGUGUAUAUCGAGCGCGUUGUUUGUCAUGCACCACAAAGUAAAAAAUCAAAGCAAUGGUUUGAGAUGAUCACACAUCUACUGACCGGUAUUCCUCUCCAGCAGAAGACAUCCGGACAGGGUUUGAUUGUCAAUGUUCCAAUUCAACUGACAAUUGCUGAGAGGACAAACAGUUCGGAUGAAGAUGGACAGUCAAACAGUUCACGUUGUUUUCCACUUUCCAUCGAGCCGGCUCAUUUGGUUUUGAGUUCGAAAGAAAUUCAGUUGAAACGAUUCUGCUACGGUAGAGCGGUGAUUCGUCUAAAACUGGACGAAGUGCUAAUCAGAAGAAACCGAUCGCAAAAUGCAAUCGCACCAAACACUUUGUUGCUUCUUAGCUCAUCGAAAGAAUACACAUGUCAAACUGCUGAUCCAGUACAACAUUUAGUGAUCUCAACAAUGCUGGAAUUAUGGAUGCGUUUGUACAAACUGGGACUAUCCCGAAACAAUGGCAAAAGGGACAAAGAGAGCCGAAAUGUGUUGGAAGGACGAAUUCUGAUCGGACCAAGUUUACAUCGUUUGGAUGAAGUACAAGUUUGUGUCCGUUCGGGGACCAAAGUUUUGGAAUGUCUAGACAUGUAUGGAACAUUCGAAAAACUUGAAAUUCUUCAUUCGGAUCUGAUUCCUUUUGCCGCACCAGAUUUCUAUGCAUGUCGUCUACUGGCCCGGCAAAUUCUGCCCGAUUACGAGGCUGAUCAUAUGCGUCAACUAUUUAUUCGUGCCCCGUCACGACAUGUGCUGUACAAAUGGCAUCAGUAUUUCAAUCUGUCUCCGAUCGCUGUUCUAUCUAUCCUGAAUGUGAUUGUAACCGAGCUGGAAUCGCGACAUCAUCUUAUUCAAGGCCGAAUUCGACUAAAUCGAGGUGAUGAUAUCUCCUACGAGCAUCAGCUGGAUCCGAAACAUGGAUUAAAACUAUUCCAUCUGACAUCGAGUCAGAUCGCGACCACUCUCAGCACCCGAUCACAGUGGCCAAAUAGUCGAGUGGAACAGCUUUUACUGUUGUUGCUCAGCAGUUCCGCUCAUCCUAUCAUCAAGAUCGAACGUCAGUCGACGAUAGAGAAUUUGAUGUUAGCCAAAGGUUCGGAUCCAGUGCGCAUCAACCAGGACCUCCCGCAUCACAUGGCGAACAUAUUGAGACAGAUGACCACUUUCAGUUUGUGUGUAAUCAAUCGCCUCGCGUUGUACAUAACUGUCGGAUUGUAUAGGACCUAUCCAAAACUAGCUCAAAUGAGUCCGUUUGAACGGCUUUGUCUGAUGCAAAAACACUGGACACCGUUGGUUGAUUCGCUCUGUCACCGUGGCAAUCAGUACGGGCUGUCAAACAAACAAGAUCGUCGGACCAUGGCAAUCAGCUGUUUUGUGGCGGCUUAUCACUAUCUGUUGCACACAAUGAUGAUAAAACUGAUCAAAUGA